Messenger RNA from Colletotrichum destructivum, 333 nucleotides. RefSeq lists its product as uncharacterized. The record is from RefSeq and is a predicted model, not a curated record. The transcript has a single exon. NCBI's taxonomy places the organism in Eukaryota, Fungi, Ascomycota, Sordariomycetes, Glomerellales, Glomerellaceae. Bases 1 to 333 code for a protein of 110 amino acids.
AUGAUUAGUCUUGUAGCUCUUAUUUUGACUCUCAUUGCUUCUUCAAUCGCAACGCCUAUCGCUCUUUCGCCCCCGGCCCCGAAUCUUUCAGCCAGCCUGCAAGGCCGGGCUCUGACUACCGCAAAGUAUCGGGCGGUUAGAGACGCAGCGCGGAUAUCUGCAACACGUCUUUUGCCCGGCGAGUGGCAUUACUUCCGGGUUUGCGUUCUUCUCACGGAGGCUCCAGAAAACGAUAUCCAGAGAGACACUGGGUGCGACCACCACAUGUUUCUUGUGGGCUCAGUGAGUCAGGAAUCUCACGAGGCUGCAAUAAAAUUCGAGGGAACCCUUUAA